GUUAUGAGAACUUUUUCGUAAAAGAAUCCCCCCUGACAGCUGGAAAGAAGAAGAAGAAGAAAAAAAAAGGAGGAUCACAAUGGAGUUUAGGAAAGAUGAAUUCAAGAAACUAGCUGGGAAUACACUAGGACGUCUGCACAGGAUAUUGGAGAAGAGGCAGACAAAUGGAGAAACCAUUGAGCUGACAGAAGAAGGACAGCCUGUCGUCAAAGAAGAAAAACGGCAGCCAGUAGUAGAUUGUACUUGCUUUGGGCUUCCUCGUCGGUACAUUAUCGCCAUCAUGAGUGGCUUGGGCUUCUGCAUCUCAUUUGGCAUCCGAUGCAACUUGGGUGUAGCCAUUGUGAGCAUGGUCAACAACAACACGGUCUACGGGGGAAUAAGCUUGUUAUCGAGCAAGCGCAGUUCCUGGGAUCCUGAGACAGUCGGCAUGAUACACGGUUCCUUCUUUUGGGGUUAUAUAGUCACGCAGAUUCCCGGAGGUUUUAUAUGUCAAAAAUUUGCAGCUAACAGGGUAUUUGGGUUCGCCAUCGUAGCCACGUCGACGUUAAACAUGCUCAUCCCGUCUGCUGCCAGAGUGCACUUCACUUGUGUGAUCUUCGUCAGGAUAUUACAGGGCCUGGUAGAGGGAGUAACGUACCCCGCAUGCCACGGGAUCUGGAGUAAAUGGGCACCACCGCUGGAGCGCAGCAGACUGGCGACAACCGCAUUCUGUGGUUCCUAUGCAGGAGCGGUGGUGGCCAUGCCUUUGGCUGGAGUUUUAGUUCAAUACUCUGGGUGGAGUUCAGUUUUUUACGUCUAUGGAAGUUUUGGGUUAAUGUGGUACAUGUUUUGGAUGCUUGUGUCCUACGAAAGCCCAGCGGAACAUCCUUCAAUAUCCGAAGAAGAGAGGAAAUACAUUGAGGAAAGCAUCGGAGAAUCCACAGGUCUCAUGAACCCAUUGACGAAAUUCAAGGCUCCGUGGCGCAAGUUCUUCACCUCCAUGCCGGUGUAUGCGAUCAUUGUUGCAAACUUUUGCCGUAGCUGGACCUUCUACUUGCUGCUAAUUAGCCAGCCGGCUUAUUUUGAAGAAGUAUUUGGGUUUGAAAUCAGCAAGGUUGGGCUUAUCUCGGCUUUACCCCACUUGGUGAUGACAAUCAUUGUCCCUAUUGGUGGUCAAAUUGCUGAUUUCCUACGGACCAAGCGGAUCAUGUCGACAACCAAUGUGCGCAAAAUGAUGAACUGUGGAGGGUUUGGCAUGGAAGCUACACUUCUGUUAGUUGUGGGUUAUUCACAUUCAAGAGGCGUUGCCAUCUCCUUCCUGGUUUUGGCCGUGGGAUUCAGUGGUUUUGCCAUAUCAGGGUUCAAUGUGAAUCACCUGGAUAUUGCCCCCCGCUAUGCCAGCAUCCUCAUGGGUAUUUCCAAUGGAGUCGGAACUUUAUCAGGAAUGGUGUGCCCACUGAUUGUAGGAGCCAUGACAAAGCACAAGACCCGUGAGGAAUGGCAAUAUGUCUUCCUGAUUGCUUCCCUUGUCCAUUAUGGUGGUGUCCUUUUCUAUGGGAUCUUCGCCUCGGGAGAGAAGCAGCCAUGGGCAGAACCAGAAGAAACCAGUGAGGAAAAGUGUGGCUUCAUCCAUGAAGAUGAGCUGGCGGAUGAAAGUGAAGAGCAAACCCAAGCGUUUGGAGGGUAUGGCAGCUAUGGUGCCACCCAAACCACAAGCCAGCAGAAUGGUGGCUGGCCAGCUGAGUGGGAGAAAAAAGAGGAAUUCAUCCAAGACCAGGGAAAGGACCCCUAUUUAUAUGGGACUGUUGCUGAAAGAGACUUAUCAUGAAUAGAAUUAAAAGCAAAAAAAUAUAAUUAAAUUAAUAUCAAUGUCUCACCUCUAACUGCAAGACUGGCGAGUACGGAAGAAGAGGUGACUGGUAUUUCAGUGUCUCCCCACUUUCAGCCACAUCAUCACAUGGCACCCUUUCUAUUGUUUAAGUACCUUUCCAUUUAUUAUACAUAAGGGGGGGGUUGAAAGCAGUGCCUACUCUUCCUUGGACUGCCCUUACAUUUCCAUUGGCCAAUUCUGUUUCUGGUAUCAGUGAUUUGCUUGUUACGUGUAUAGAUGCCGCAAAGGCACGUGUGUUAUAAGAGUCUAUCACUUGUAUAAGUGUGUAAGCAAUAACAAAUGAGAAGGUGCGUUUAUCAUUGACAGUGAAUUGAGUUAGAUGUACACAUUACUGCGUGAUUCCCAGGGAUACGGUGUAGAAAAUAUCCAUGAGGAUGGGGCAUGAUCAAUUCUACAUCACUUGGUUUUCAAUAUUAAUUUUUUUUUA
Messenger RNA from Xenopus laevis (African clawed frog), 2297 nucleotides. RefSeq names its product solute carrier family 17 (vesicular glutamate transporter), member 7 L homeolog (gene slc17a7.L). Gene Ontology annotation, biological process: synaptic transmission, glutamatergic; neurotransmitter loading into synaptic vesicle; regulation of synapse structure or activity. Gene Ontology annotation, molecular function: transmembrane transporter activity; L-glutamate transmembrane transporter activity; neurotransmitter transmembrane transporter activity. Gene Ontology annotation, cellular component: excitatory synapse; plasma membrane; synaptic vesicle membrane. Lineage: Eukaryota; Metazoa; Chordata; Amphibia; Anura; Pipidae. The record is from RefSeq and is marked provisional.